AUGGCGAACGCGGCGUCGGGGAUGGCAGUGGAAGACGAUUGCAAGCUGAAGUUUUUGGAGCUAAAGAGAAGAACCUAUCGAUUCAUAAUAUUCAGGAUAGAUGGGCAACAAGUGGUGGUGGAAAAGUUAGGAAAGCCGGAGGAGAAUUACGAUGAUUUCACUGCCUCUCUCCCUGCCGAUGAAUGCCGCUAUGCGGUCUACGAUCUCGAUUUCACCACCAAUGAGAACUGUCAGAAGAGCAAGAUCUUCUUCAUCGCCUGGUCACCAGAUUCGUCCAGGGUGAGAAUGAAGAUGGUGUACGCGAGCUCAAAAGAUAGAUUCAAGAGAGAAUUGGAUGGUAUUCAGGUGGAGCUACAAGCCACUGAUCCUAGCGAGAUGAGUUUCGACAUUAUCCAGAGCCGAGCUCUCUAG
Molecule: messenger RNA, 411 nt
Organism: Arabis nemorensis
Lineage: Eukaryota; Viridiplantae; Streptophyta; Magnoliopsida; Brassicales; Brassicaceae
Source: the annotation of a GenBank genome assembly